Dicrocoelium dendriticum is the source of this 1545-nucleotide messenger RNA. NCBI's taxonomy places the organism in Eukaryota, Metazoa, Platyhelminthes, Trematoda, Plagiorchiida, Dicrocoeliidae. The record is from the annotation of a GenBank genome assembly.
AUGGGAUCCUUCGAUUCCAAUGCGGCUGUGAAGAAGGAGAUUUCAACUCAAUCAGCUGCUGCCAACUGGAAUUCAAAGACCGAUGCUCCAUCUGACUCCACCGGUUCCCAGUUCGUUCGUGACCCGUUUCAUCCAGGCGCACCUGCUGGUGGGUAUCGAGAUCCGCUGGACAGUGGGAUCGAAUGCAACGAGGGUUUGGUCCGCGUGCGUAUCCGUCCGGACAGCCACGGGAGGUUCGGUUUUAACAUACGUGGGGGAACAGACGUGGGUACUCCCAUCAUCGUCAGUCGCGUUGGGCAAAACAUGCCAGCGGAUCUGUGCAUCCCUCGUCUGUCCGAAGGUGACCAGUUACUUUCUGUCAACGGCAGAACGGUGACUAGGUGCACUCACGCUGAGGUCAUUAACUUGAUUCGCGCCUCAAAAAGUGAUCCCGCUGGGCUGUUGGAAUUACUUGUGAAACAGAGUGAUUAUGUCACGGAUGAUUUGAACGGAGAAGCCCUUGGUCCGGAUUCCGGAGAUGCUCCUGCGAUACCACCGCGAACAGCGCAAAUUAAUAGUCGACAAAUUGGCUUAGGGCGUCUCUCCAAUCGUACUCAUCGACAUAGUCUCUCUGCUCAGCAUCUCAGCACCAUAGCCGGACGCUCUACUCAUGCGGAAACGAAAAACUCCCCACUUGUACAGUCAAUGAUGGAACUUGAAGUUGGUUUGAGCGAUGGCAGCCUGCUAGCCCAAUUUGAGCAACUCCCUCGCCGCAAAUCUGGAUUCACAACGAAUGCGGCACGGUUGACUGAAAACGAGUUUAAAAAUAGGUACCGCGACAUAUCACCCUACGAUCAGACACGUGUAAUCCUUCAACGAGGACCCGGUGAUUAUAUCAACGCAAGUUUCGUGAUCAUGGACUUCCCAAAAGCCGGAUUUGCCGUGAACUAUAUUGCUGCUCAAGGCCCGCUACUUAGCACAUACGGUGACUUCUGGCAAAUGUGUUGGGAACAGCAUGUCACGGUGAUUGUCAUGUUGACUGCCGUAAGCGAACGCGGAAGAGUGAAAUGCCAUCAGUAUUGGCCGGACUUAGGACAGUCAUUCAAAUUCACCACCACGGCACCAAUCGGCCCCGUCGGACAGCGCGAUCCACUGAAUCUCCAAGUGCAAACCAUGAAGGAGGAGGUUGCCGGGGAGUUCGCUUUUAGAGAGUUCACUUUAACGCAAACCGCCUCCAGUGAAGCACCUUUCUCUAACGAGUGUCGUCGCGUCGAACAGUUGCAACACACCAGUUGGCCGGAUCAUGGAACACCCAGCAACAUGGUCGAACUCAUCGAAUUUGUGCAGCGCAUUCGAGAGAAGCGGGGCAAAUCCACGGCGCCUAUCGUGGUGCACUGUUCGGCCGGUAUCGGUCGUACUGGUGUCCUCAUCGCUAUGGAGACCGCAAUGAACCUAAUGGAACGUGCGCAACCUGUUCGGCCCAUAGAAUUGGUUCAAUUAAUGCGGGCUCAACGUGCCUUGCUCAUUCAAACAGCGGUUAGUCCAUGUUUGGCAUUGAACAAAUGA